Messenger RNA from Biomphalaria glabrata, 2593 nucleotides. RefSeq names its product heparan sulfate glucosamine 3-O-sulfotransferase 5-like. Lineage: Eukaryota; Metazoa; Mollusca; Gastropoda; Planorbidae. The transcript is spliced from 6 exons. The record is from RefSeq and is a predicted model, not a curated record. Gene Ontology annotation, molecular function: [heparan sulfate]-glucosamine 3-sulfotransferase activity. The coding region runs from base 742 to 1923 and encodes 393 amino acids.
UUCUUUGGACGAUGGGAGAAGGGAUGGGUGGCAGGGAGGGAGGAUUGGCGCGUGUGGGGGAGCUAGGGUGUAAACAUCGAUACAAAACGAAACCAAGCGACGUCCGUUACUGGUGCCGGUGGUCGAUAACUUGUGGUAGAUUUCAUGUUCUUGUCAAACGUGAGAGUUUUGUAUCUCUAUAUCGCUCACCACUUCGGUUCGAUCCAAAAAGAGAAACAAAAAACAAUAUCAAGUAAAAGUAUUUAAUUUCCGCUUUUUUAUUAUUUCCCUUUUUAGGCUAGAGAUGAAAAUAUAGAAACUAGAGCCACAAGCAAGUUUAGACUGAUUGAAAUAAAAAGGAAAAAUAUGGACUAUGAUCAUUAUUUAGUGGUUCAAUGACUUUUUCUUUUAUUCAAAAGAUUAAAAUUUUAUCAUUCUAAAUGCCCGAUAUCAAGGUAUCAAAUAACUGAUCAGACAAUUGUGUGCAAGCAGUGCUGCUGCAUAAUUGUGGAGGCCUUGGAGAGUUGAGUACCUUGUCUCCGCCGUGCGCUGGGAGUAACUCGAUAUAUACAGCGUUACAGUUGACCAUCAAGAGGAGAUAAUGAUUUGUCUGCGUAUUUAUCGAUAAGUGAACCUAACUGAUGUUUGAUGUUAUCAUGACAAGAUCACCUCUACGACAAGGAUGACUGGAUCGAUUCCAAACAAUCUGGAGCUUGUGAUAGAACUAAAAGUAUGAAGAUAAAGAGGUGAGAACAAGAAGGGAUGGCGUUUUGCCACAGAUCUCAAAUGUUUGACCAGUCUCUGGGAAGCGGUCAGUCCAAACGUUGCCCUAAGUUGUCACGGUACAAGUUAUUAAGCCUAGCCUUGACCAUCUUAGCUUUCUGCGUCUUGACCCUGGUGAGCGUCAGCGGUCCUCAAACUAUAAAGACAAUCACGAGAAUUAGUGUGUUUGUGAACAUAGAGGGUGCUGCGUUAAAGGGAGUGAACACCAAUGCAGACAAAAGAGUGACGACAUCACAAGCUAACCACGAUCUUCAGCACGGUGACCAGUUAGGGUCAUCUCAAGAGGAUGACCUCCAGAAGAAUUUACCAUCGGUCAUCGUAAUCGGGGCAAGGAAGGCUGGGACAGGGGCGUUGCUUCGUUUCAUCAACCUUCACCCCUGGGUCGUCACAUCUAGGUCAGAGCCACACUACUUUGACAGGUCCUACUGGCAAGGCUUGGACUGGUACAGAAGUAGGAUGCCACCUUCUCUCCCACAUCAGGUUACUAUGGAGAAGACGCCUAACUAUUUCGUAGACAGGAGUGUCCCAGAGCGCGUGCACAAUUUUAAUUCGUCCAUUAAACUUAUUUUAAUUGUGCGCAACCCCAUUGACAGGGCGGUGUCAGACUACGUCCAGCUUAAGGUAGACCUCGAGUCUGUCGUAUGUAUGUAUGUCAUUUACAAAUUUUACAAGCACAAUACAUCAGGGACCUACGGCAGCUUUGAAGAGAGAGCUCUGGAUAAAUGUACAGGCAGAAUCAUUAAGUCCUAUGACCCGAUCAAACGUUCACUGUACUCACGUCAUCUGGAUAGAUGGUUGACCUACUUUAACAAGUCCCAAAUUUUAAUACUUAAUGGAGAGAAUCUCAAAGUUAAACCUUGGGAAGAAAUGCUUAAAGUUGAACGUUUUCUGCAGCUUCCACCAAAGAUUGUGAGAAAUCACUUCGUCUACAACGAAACAAAAGGUUUCUAUUGUGUUCAAACGAGCAAUGCCGUCACGACGACCACCACAGCUGCAUUUCAAGAGGCAAAGAGAUGGCCAGAGAGUUGCCUGGGAGACACAAAAGGAAGGGAGCAUCCAAAGCUGAGGCCGGAGGCCAGGAAAGCUCUUCAAGAGUUCUUCGCUCCCUUUAACGAACGAUUUUUCAAAAAAAUUGGAGAACGAUUUGAUUGGAACAGAUAGUUUUAUAUUUCACUUGAUAGAUAGAGAUUUCAAAUGUUUAUUCGAGUACUUUUUUUUCACCUCAAACAUAACAAGAGAUAGAGGAUCAAUAAAAGAAAUAAAAACCCGUUUAAGCUUGGCAUCUGCUGCUAUGACCAAACUUUUGAAAAUCUAAGAGUAAAAUCAGCUUCCCAGUAAAAUUAAUACUGUAUUUUUCGCUAGUGGUCUCUGUGCUCCUAUUUGGUGGUGAAAGCUGGACACUGAACGCUGAGGCUGAAAGAAUUCAAGCUUUUGAGAGUAAAUGAUAUAGAAAACUGCUGGGUAUCAGAUACCAGGAAAAGAAGAAAAAUGAGUUUGUACUUUUAUAAGUCAACACUCUGGCUGGCGAAAAGGAGGAACACCUCAAUACUGUGAAGAAAAGAAAGCUGAGCUGAAUUUGGUCAUAUUCUAAGACAUGACUAUCAAAAGUCAUUCUUCAAGGUGGAGAGAGCACGAAGAAUGGGUCAUCCAAAGAAAAGCUGGCUGGACAACAUACAAGAAUGCUGCUAUCCUACUAAGAACAGCUGCUGACCGGGUAAAGUGGAGAGACUUGGUGACACGAACUGUCACAGUACACCCACGACGAAAGUCAAGGGACAGAUGAUGAUGACUUUUUUUUUCAGAGAAAUAAAAACUGAAGGCUCAGCGAGUA